Fusarium coffeatum is the source of this 867-nucleotide messenger RNA. RefSeq lists its product as uncharacterized. The record is from RefSeq and is a predicted model, not a curated record. Gene Ontology annotation, cellular component: membrane. Lineage: Eukaryota; Fungi; Ascomycota; Sordariomycetes; Hypocreales; Nectriaceae. The coding region runs from base 1 to 867 and encodes 288 amino acids. The transcript has a single exon.
AUGGCUCCAAAGAACCUCUUUCGUUUUGGCAGCGACCUUUGGGAUCCAUCCAGCCGCUUCGCGACCAGUUGGCUCUUGAAUCCCUGGCUUCUCUUUGCCGCGCGCGCGCUCAUCAGUCUUUACGCCUUCGUUACGCGAUUCUUCAUCAUCGGCUGGCAAUGUACGCACGAGGAACUCGGCGGGUGUAGGGACGUGGAGCGGUCGUUUAGCUACUUCACCAUCCUCACGUACUGGGGCAUCGCCUUCUAUUUCGCCGUCGCGGCGCUGCACACCGUCACGUAUGCCAUCCGAGGCCGAUCGCUGCUUGAUAGUUUUCCUCGACCGUUGCAGGCGCUUCAUUCUUUAUUCUACUCGACUGUCGUUACAUAUCCGUUCCUCGUCACGAUUGUAUACUGGGUUGUUUUGUAUAAGGGGCCUUGGUUUCCCUCGGAGUUCAAUGCCUGGAGCAAUGUCAGCCAGCACGGCUUGAACAGUCUAUUCGCUCUUUUCGAAAUCUUUAUUCCUCGAACGAACCCUCCACCGUGGAUUCAUAUUGUGUGGUUGAUCUUCAUCCUCGCUCUCUACCUCGGCCUGGCCUACCUCACGGCUGCGACCCAGGGUUUCUAUGUAUAUAACUUCCUCGACCACAAUGAUGUUGGCGGACGGGGCAUUGUUGCAGGAUAUAUCUUUGGCAUAUUGGUCGCCAUUAUCAUCAUCUUCUGUCUUGUCUGGUGUAUCAUCUGGGUCCGCCGCUGGCUGACGGAGACUAAGCUCGGUAUGGACGGCAAGUUUGCCAGUCAGCCCGCGGAUACCAAUGAUGUUGAGUUGGCUUCUGGCAACAAGUACGCCGCUGGAGAAAGGCACGAGGCCCAGGAGAGGGUCUACUGA